CUCAUGGAAAGGCCAGGGAGCCUCCGCCGCCGUCCGAGCCGCCCUUCUUCCCUCCCCGGCUCCCGGCGACGGACGGGGCGGCGGGAGGCAUGACGGGAAAUUCCUGGGCACGGGCAGCCGAGUCCAAAUAUGAGCAUAGGAGACGAGCGAGGGAGGACCGGGGAGCCGGCCGCGGACGGGGCCCGCUGCCCGGGCCUCGGCGGCCGCCAACUCCCUCCUCCUCCACCUCCUCCUCCGCUUCCCCCGCUUCUCCUACAGGCGCCCCGAGGCCGCCGGCUGCCAAGAGCGCCCGGGAGGUAGAAUCUCUCUGCCAAGGGCAUCCCUUCCCAAAGCUGGGGCCCCAGAGCAGAGACAAGCACCCCUGUCCCCUCGCCGUUCCACCUGAGACCCCCCCCCCCCAAGGGGUAAGAACGACGGGACAGCGACCCAGGGACCAGUGGGAAGACGUGGCAGGGUUUGAGGAGGGCGAUCAGUUGAGAGCUGUGGUGGUGAGGGGAUCAAAAGUUGUGGCAAACACUUCUCCAAGUGUGGGAGAGGAGACUGGAGCAUUGCUGCCGGCUACGCAGGUGAGUCCGGCUGCACAUACCGAAGAGGCGUCGUAAUCCUUAAAAUCACCGGUCCACCUGCCUUCCAGAUACAAGGACACAAAAUGAUUCAAAAUUGAUGACCCAAGAAAAGCUCACAGUGAAGCCUGAAGCUACAAAUGGCCUUACAGUCCACACACCUAUAAUGCUUUGAAGAAGACAGGUGGAACGGGAAAUAAGACUAACUUCCAUAGCUGGCCUGUGUGUCAGUGAAGAUUGCCUCUGAGCAAAAGUGAGUCUUGCAACUUCCUGGGUGGUAGAGGAUGAAAUUAAAGGACAUAAGAUGGAGGCUGACAACAAAGCAUCAAGAUAUACAGGAAUGAGAAUGAUUUAGAAACCUAGUUUUCUAUUAUGCCACUCAAAAUAAGGGAAAUAGAAUUUUGAAAGAGAGUAAAGUAAAAAAUAAAUAAAUCAAUACAAUAGAACAGGUCUACCUGAGAAGGGUCAGCAUUCUCAAAAUAUUUUUUGCAGAAGACCCCUACAUUCUGAUCUAUUUCAACAUACCUGUCAUGAGGUUGUAUUAAGGAAUCCUGUACAUGUGGAAUAGGCAUGUAAGGUUGUAAAUCUUUAUUUUCUUGGCAAGCUUCAUUAUGACUUCGUAGAACAUCUGAAAAUAAAUCAAACAAACCUACAAAUCAAUCAAUUACUUGAUAUCAUUGCAGUUUAUGAUACAAUGAAAUGUUCUAGAAAUAGUUGAGAUUUGUACAAAAACCAUACCUAUAAUCUUUACCACCAUAUCAUACAUUUGCCUUGUUUCCUCUUCCUCUUUUGUCCAGCGGUAUUUCAUGUAACGCAGAACAAUGCAAACCAUCGCUACACC
Molecule: messenger RNA, 1404 nt
Organism: Lepus europaeus (European hare)
Lineage: Eukaryota; Metazoa; Chordata; Mammalia; Lagomorpha; Leporidae
Product: atherin-like
Exons: 3
Coding region: 90-602 (170 amino acids)
Source: RefSeq, a predicted model, not a curated record